Messenger RNA from Puntigrus tetrazona (Sumatra barb), 2525 nucleotides. It is a transcript of the gene il2rgb, whose product is annotated as interleukin 2 receptor, gamma b. The coding region runs from base 535 to 1425 and encodes 296 amino acids. Gene Ontology annotation, biological process: cytokine-mediated signaling pathway. Gene Ontology annotation, molecular function: cytokine receptor activity; protein binding. The transcript is spliced from 6 exons. Lineage: Eukaryota; Metazoa; Chordata; Actinopteri; Cypriniformes; Cyprinidae. Gene Ontology annotation, cellular component: external side of plasma membrane. The record is from RefSeq and is a predicted model, not a curated record.
ACGAUUUUGUGCUACAUAAUGUUUUUGCGGUUAAUCUGGUUAAAAAGUAAAGGCGAGCAAAUGAUAUAUGACAAGAUGGAGAUUAUCAUUUUUACUGAAUGUUUUUAUUUUUGUGGGUUUGCGUUUAGUUCUUGUUUUCGAAAAGACAAAGUUUGAGAUGGGUUUGGAUGGGGAUUUCCACCGUUUUUCUCUUGUAUGUCGUUUGUGUGUGUGUGUGUGUGUGUGUGUGUGUGCGAUAGUUGUGAUGAUGCUCUUGAGGUUUGAUAUUCUGAUUCCGAGUAGUUUUGUGUCUGUGGGUUGCGGGAAACUAAAGUUCAAAAGUAAAAUAUAAAAAAAAAAAGGCAGUGAUAAAUGUUUUGUUAAAAAGGAAUUGUUAAAUGAAUGGCUUUGAAUCAUCUCGGCCCAUGUAGGUGUGCAGUGCAAGAUUAUCAACUUUAAGUAUGUGGAGUGCUUCUGGCGCUCGAACACAUCGGCAACGAACUACACCUUCAGCAAUUUCUAGGUUAUCCCUCAGUAGACUGUCCAGAAUACAUAAUGGAGCACAAUUACACCGUAGGCUGCAGAACUCCGCUCCAAGACCCGAAACUGAGGUUUACAGAAUUUUCUACAAAUAGAUCGGCUGCAAGAAACCACACUUUCUCGAAAACGUUUCAUUCCCUCAGGAGAGAAGUGCAGCUAAACCCACCCUAUAACCUCUCGGUGGUGUGGAAUGAGCAGGACAGCACACUUUCACUGCAGUGGAACAGCAGUUCCCCCCUCCAGAACUGUGUAGUCUAUAUGGUGCGCAACCAGAAAGACACGAGACAGGUGAGACGAGACAUCUCAUAUGACGAUCAUUUUGCAUUCAAAUUGCCAAUUGUCUCUUCUUCAUCCCUCUUUUGCUCCCAGCCCAUAAACGUGACGGGAACGUCAUACACACAGUCUCCAGUCUCGCAGAACAAGUCCUUUGUUUUUCAAGUGCGGAGCACCGUUUCUGAGUUAUGCGGCGGGUCAGAUCUCUGGAGCAACUGGAGCACUCCCGUGGAGGCGGGCACUGGGAACAGCAGACCAGGCGGUUGGCAGGGGUUCUAUGGUGUUCUGCCAGUCCUUCUGUGUCUUCUGGGUUUGAUGCUGUGCUAUUGUGAGAGGAAAAGGACCAUUUUACUUCCAGCCGUGCCUGACCCUAGCAAGAACCUACAGGAUUUAUUUCAUAAACAUGAUGGAAAUGUUGAGAGCUGGGUUCACAUCUCCAAAGAGCUGAAGGAAGCCUUUGAGCCUGACUACACCGAGCCGUCCUGUGACGUGUGUGAGGUUAUGCCCUCUUGUCCCACACCUGAUGCCAGUCCUGCUUCUCAAACUGACAACUGUGAUGAACCAAGCACUGAAGAACAACCUGAAGAUGAACCACACACUGAAGAAGAGCCAGCAGGACAGCAGAGCUCAUAAGCGAAAGUGGUGCUAAUCAAUCACCUGCCCUGUCAGCUCAUUUUUUACUGAAUAUGCUCACAUGCUACAAUUUAAUGUUUUUCUUUGCACGUUUAUUUUACCUCAUUCAGAUCCCAUUUCAGAAAGAAUUUAUGUAUAAGAACAAUAUAAAAUGUAAUUGUUGACAUUUCUCAAUCAGUCGGUGUACAAAGGCUGCUUUUAUUUGAUCAAAAUGGAGUAGAAGCUGCUAAUACUGUAAAAUAUAAUUACAAUAAAGAAGUAUUUUUAUCUGAAUGUAAUAUAUUCCUGUAAUGGCAAAACUGCAUUUCCAGCAUCAUAACUCCACUCUUCAGUGUUACGGAAAUCAUUCUAAAAUGAUUUAUUUCUCAAGAAACUUUUCUCAUUAUUAAUAAUUUUGACAUCAGUUGUUCUUCUUAAUGUUUUUGUGAAAACUGUUUUUUUUUUUUCUCCAAGAUUCUUUUUAAGAAAUCGAAAUUGCUAAAUGUUCUGAAACAACACUUCUGAAUAUUUAGCACCAUUAUAAGUUCAUUUACGGUAAGUCUUGAUCAACGCAGUGUGUCCAGAGUAUUAUUUUAAAAAAUAUAUUAAUAAUUUACUGAACCCCUUCAUUAGAACAGUACUGUUGUAAGCUGACAUUAAAAAAAAUACAUGAAUGAAAAAAAUAUAACAUAAAAAAAACAGUCCAUUUAUGUUCUCACCACAGUAAUGUUUCGAGCUUAAACGCUCUUCAUCAGACAAUGCUCAUCAAUAAAAGAGUGUUUAAGCUCGAAACAUCACUGUGGACAGAACAUAAUUAUUUCAAAUAAAUACAUCACAAGUUACUUUUACAUAAAUGCAUUACAAUUACUUUUCUAGUUUUAAUUGUAAAGCCACAUAUUUAUGUAUUUGUACACUUUCCAAACGUGCAGCAAACUAUCUUUAUAAAUCCAAUAAGAUCACCGCUUGCUUAAAAAUAAUGAUGCAGAAUUCGAUACAAAUGCAUUAAAAAUGCUUGACAGCUUUCAUUUGUAUGGUCUGAACACACUGAUUAAUAAAACUGGUAUUGUAUUUUGGCAACGUUGAAUGAAUAUGUAAUAAAACUUCUCAUCGUGCUUAUUAUA